Diaporthe citri is the source of this 3270-nucleotide messenger RNA. RefSeq lists its product as uncharacterized. Gene Ontology annotation, molecular function: mRNA binding; translation initiation factor activity. Gene Ontology annotation, cellular component: eukaryotic translation initiation factor 3 complex, eIF3m; multi-eIF complex; eukaryotic translation initiation factor 3 complex, eIF3e. Bases 1 to 3270 code for a protein of 1089 amino acids. Lineage: Eukaryota; Fungi; Ascomycota; Sordariomycetes; Diaporthales; Diaporthaceae. The record is from RefSeq and is a predicted model, not a curated record. Gene Ontology annotation, biological process: translation reinitiation; formation of cytoplasmic translation initiation complex. The transcript has a single exon.
AUGCCGCCCCCGCCGCAUCAAAAACCCGAGAAUGUCCUCAAGCGCGCCCACGAGCUCAUCGGCGUCGGCCAGGCCCCAGCCGCCCUGACCCUGCUGCACGAGCACAUCACCUCGAAGCGAUCACGAAAUGUCCCCAUCGCGUCGCUGGAGCCCGUCAUGCUCUUGCUCGUCGAGCUGUCCGUCGAGCAGAAGAAGGGCAAGCUGACAAAAGACGCCAUGUACCAGUACAAGAACAUCGCCCAGAACAGCAACAUCGGCACCAUCGAGCUGGUCCUCAAGAAGUUCCUCGAGCUCGCUGCCGACAAGGUCACCGCCGCCCAGGCCAAGGCCGACGAGGUCCAGUCCAGCAUCGAGGCGACCACCGGCGAGGCUGGCGUCGACGACCUGGAGGCCACGGAGACACCAGAGUCCAUCCUGCUCGCCACCGUCUCUGGCGAGCAGUCCAAGGAUCGCACCGACCGCGCCAUCGUCACCCCAUGGCUCAAGUUCCUCUGGGAGGCAUACCGUACUGUCCUCGACAUCCUCCGAAAUAAUGCUCGGCUCGAGAUCCUCUACCAGAGCACUGCCAUGCAGGCCUUCGACUUCUGCCUCAAGUACACCCGAAAAACCGAGUUCCGCCGCCUGUGCGAGCUGCUCCGCAACCAUGUCCAGACAGCUGCCAAGUACUCCCAGCAGAUGCACGCCAUCAACCUGAACGACCCUGAUACGCUGCAGCGUCACCUCGAGACACGCUUCCAGCAACUGAACGUGGCCGUCGAGCUGGAGCUGUGGCAGGAGGCCUUCCGCAGCGUGGAAGACAUCCACACUCUUCUCAACCUGAGCAAGCGCCCACCAAAGAACAUCAUGAUGGCCAACUACUACGAGAAGCUCACCCGCAUCUUCCUCGUCGGCGAGAACUACCUGUUCCACGCCGCUGCCUGGUCCCGUUACUACCAGCUCCUCCGCCAGUCCGCCACCUCUGUCGCGACCGGCCAGAGCAAGAAGUCCGACAACCCGGCGGCUACCGAGGCCGACCUGCAGAAGGCUGCUUCAUUUGUCCUGCUGUCGGCCCUGUCCAUCCCAGUCAUCAGCACUACGAGAUCCCGUGGUGCCAUGGUCGACUUUGACGAGGCCAGGAAGAACAAGAACUCCCGUCUGACUCAUCUGCUGGGCAUGAACUCGGCGCCCACCCGUGCUGUCCUCUUCCAGGACAUCCGCGCUAAGCAGCUCAUCCGCCGAGUCCGCCCGGAAAUCCGAGACCUCUACAACAUCCUUGAGGUUGAUUUCCACCCGCUGUCUAUCUGCGAGAAGAUCUCGCCGAUCCUGGCGCAGAUAGGCGCAGACCCCGACAUGCAGAAGUACGUGCUGCCUCUGCAGCAGGUCAUCCUGACGCGGUUGUUCCAGCAGCUGUCCCAGGUAUACGAGACUGUCGACCUGGCCUACGUGGAGGGCCUCGCCAAGUUCCCCGAACCCUUCCAGGUCACCCGUGCGACCAUUGAGAAGUUCAUCAUGAACGGUAACAAGAAGGGCGAUCUCGCCAUUCGCAUGGAUCAUGCAACCAGUGUGUUGAGCUUUGACAAGGACAUUUUCUCGUCGGCCAAGGCUGCAAGUGCCGGUGCUGCGGGCGGAUCUGCCGAGGCCGACGCCGGCAUAGGGUCUGUCCAAAGACUGCAGAGCACUCCUGCAGAGAUUGUGCGGACACAGUUGACCCGGCUGUUCAAGACACUCCACACCACCUGCUACUACAUCGACCCCACGUUCAAUGAGGACCGCAUCAAGGCUCGCCAGGCCGCCCUGGCUCGGGCCAAGGCAGGCGCUGACGAGGAGCACCGGGACAUCCUGGCCCGCAAGGAGAUCAUCCAGAAGCGUAAGGAGCACGCCUCUGAGAUCCGUGCGCGCAUCGAGCGGGAGAACGCAAACGCCAAGCGCCUCCGUGAGCAGCAGCUGCAGGAAGCCGAGGCGCAACGGCUGCAACAGGAGCUCAAGGAGCGUGAGCAGAGGAGACUGCAGAAGGAGCGCGAAGAGAUCCACAAGAUUGAGAUCGAGAACACCAUCAAGGAGCUCAAGAUUGGAACCAAGCAACUCGGCAUUGAUCCUGAUGACCUGGCCAACCUGGACAGCAGCCGUCUCCGCGCCAUCAAGCUCGCCCAGCUUGAACGUGAGAAGAACGACGUCAACGAGAAGCUGCGCAUCACUGGCAAGCGUAUCGAUCAUCUUGAGCGUGCUUUUCGUAAGGAGGAGGCCAAGAAGCUGGGUGAGGACUACGAGAAGCAGCGUGCCGCGGAUCUCGCCGCCUAUGAGAAGACUAAGCAGGAGACACUCAUCGAGGCCAAGCGUAAGCACGAAGAGGCCGUGGAGCUGAAGCAUCGUGUGGAACGUCUUGUUCCCUUCUACGAGAGAUUCAAGGAGAACCUGUAUGAGCGUCGUCGCGACGAGUUUGACAAGAAGCGUCGUGACGCAGACAGGGAGAUGGAGAAGGCAGUCGCUGCACGCAAGAAGGAGUUCCGGGACAAGAAGAUCCGCGAGAAGAGAGAGCGCGAGGAGAAGGAGCAGGCUCUGCGGGAGGCCGAGGAGAGGGCUGCCCGCGAGAAGGAAGAGCGCGAGCAGCGCGAGGCCCAGCGUCGCGAGGAGAUGGCACGAAUCAAGGCCCAGCGCGACUCGGAGCGCCAGGAGGCCCUGGAGAAGGCGGCAUUGCAGGCUCGCCGCGAGGAAGAGGCUCUUGCACGCCGCCAAAGGGAGAAGGAACAAGCUCGUGCCAUCCCCGUCCGCUCAGCGGCACCCCUGGAGCGCUCCGACUCGGCCGAUCGGCCGUCUGGCCCACCACGUCUGGCCCUCGCUGGUGGCAAGCCCAGCUGGCGUGAGCGCCAGGCUGCGAAGGAGGCGGCCGGUGAAGCAACUUCUACCGACGCACCUCCCGCGCGCGCCACUCCCCCACCAUUCGAGCGCUCCGCGCCUGUGGAGCGUGCCCAACCUGCCGAGCGAGCCCCGCCAGUUGAGCGAGCUCCUCCUGUCGAGCGUACCGAGUCUGGCGACCGUUCUUCCGGACCUCCGCGUCUCAACCUCGCUGGGCGCGGUGGCAAGCCUGCCAGCAGCUGGCGUGACCGUGAAGCUGCCAAGCGUGAGACAGGUGGUGAUGCUGUUGGAGACUCGGAGCGGAGCGCACCUCCACCGGCUCGCCAGGGCUCUGGCAGGGGCGAGAAUGGAAGGGACACUCCCCCUGAGACUCUGACGGCGUCGCGUGCCCCCGGGAAGUGGGUUCCAAGGCACCUUCGGGACCAGGCUGGCCAGUAG